Molecule: messenger RNA, 1781 nt
Organism: Physcomitrium patens
Lineage: Eukaryota; Viridiplantae; Streptophyta; Bryopsida; Funariales; Funariaceae
Product: putative magnesium transporter NIPA4
Biological process (GO): magnesium ion transport
Cellular component (GO): membrane
Molecular function (GO): magnesium ion transmembrane transporter activity
Source: RefSeq, a predicted model, not a curated record
CGGAUCCCCCUUCUGCAGGAAUGCACGCCAUCGCCACAGUCUCCGCGUCCAUCGCGACUAUCGUCACCCUCGUCCCUGCUUUGUCGGCAUUCCUUUGCUACCGUCGUUGACCUGCUGGAUCCGUUAUUGGGCGGAGUCUCGGAGUCGAAGUCACCGGGCGCAUUGAUGAGGUGGGGGGCUGUUGAUUGAGGUUGGGGAGGGAUUGCGCGAGGGAGCGAGAGAGAGAGAGAGAGAGAGAGCGAUGCAGGUCAAAGGGCAGAUGAGAGUGUGGUAGGGUUUGCGUGUGUCGGUGUCGUGGGAAUUGCGGGGUGGAUGAGGGCGAAGAGACGGGGCAGGUAUGAGAGAAGGAAGGGGAUGCAGAUGGGGAUUGCGGCAAUUGCUGGCGUAACAGAAGGCAGCGGAGUUGACGCGGGCGUGGUGGUGAACGAGAAGGUGUGGGGCAGUGUGAGAAUAACGGUUUCCCAUGUCAUCCGACAAUCAGAGAGGGUUGGCCCUGGCCGUUAGUUCGAGUCUCUUCAUUGGGGCUAGCUUCAUCAUCAAGAAGAAGGGCUUGAAGCGUGCCGGGGCUUCGGGAGUGAGGGCAGGAAGUGGAGGUUACUCGUAUCUAUACGAGCCGCUAUGGUGGGCGGGCAUGAUCACAAUGAUUGUGGGAGAAGUGGCCAACUUCACUGCGUAUGCGUUUGCUCCAGCGGUCUUGGUUACUCCCCUUGGCGCGCUGAGCAUCAUAGUCAGUGCGGCUCUGGCACAUGUGGUUCUCAAGGAGCGAUUGCAUUUGCUGGGUAUAGUAGGUUGCGUGCUUUGUAUAGUCGGUUCCACCACCAUUGUGCUACAUGCUCCACAAGAACGUGCCAUAGAAUCAGUCAAAGAGGUCUGGCUGCUGGCAACUGAGCCUGCCUUUUUGAUGUAUGCAACUUUCGUGGUUGCCUUGGUGCUGGUACUUAUAUUUCAUUAUGUGCCUCAAUUUGGGCACACACAUGUCCUAGUGUACAUCGCCAUCUGCUCAUUGAUGGGCUCCUUAUCUGUCAUGAGUGUGAAAGCACUGGGCAUUGCUAUGAAGUUGACGUUGCAAGGGCAAAAUCAGUUAAUCUAUCCCCAGACAUCGAUAUUUGCAAUUGUGGUUCUUAUUUGCAUAUUGACCCAAAUGAACUACCUUAACAAGGCCCUCGACACCUUUAAUACAGCAAUUGUUUCUCCUAUAUAUUACGUCAUGUUUACCUCGUUGACCAUUCUGGCUAGUUCUAUCAUGUUCAAGGAUUGGCACAAUCAAAGUACACCUCAAAUCAUAACAGAGCUAUGUGGGUUUGUGACCAUUUUGGCUGGCACGUUUUUACUCCAUGCAACCAAGGAUAUGGGGGACGCAACGGCUGCAUUAAGUACGAAUUGGGGCCCAGGACCGAAUAUGUCGCAUCGCCUAUCUAUGGGCGGAGGAGCCAAUAGUAAGCGUCCAGAGGAUCCAGAAAGUGAAGAAAUUCCUCUGCGGCGGCAGGAUUCUUUGUCAAAUAAUUUUCAUCCAUCGAGUCGAGUGUAGUUACCGAUUCAAAGAGAUUGGUUCAACUAGGAUAGCUUGGAACAGACCCAGCGCCGCCAUAGGAAAGCGAUUCCCUUGAUUUUCUGUCUUCACUUCGCUGAAUCUUGUAAAGCAGUUAGAAGAUUUUCUGGACGCAGUGAGCAAUGCGGAACUCCAUGUGAUUUGGGCACAACUCACUAUCAUUAAUUGAGUCGUUUAUGGUUGUCGCCAUGUACAUCAGCUUCAUCAAUUGGAUAGGAUGGAUCUCACUGAA